Molecule: messenger RNA, 2771 nt
Organism: Cherax quadricarinatus
Lineage: Eukaryota; Metazoa; Arthropoda; Malacostraca; Decapoda; Parastacidae
Product: A disintegrin and metalloproteinase with thrombospondin motifs 6-like
Biological process (GO): extracellular matrix organization; proteolysis
Cellular component (GO): extracellular matrix
Molecular function (GO): metalloendopeptidase activity
Source: RefSeq, a predicted model, not a curated record
CAGACAAACAUCACACUACUUGUUAACAUUUUUCUUUUUCCAAUACUCAGAUGCUGACACAUCAGCUUAAUAUAAUGAGUGUUUCAACCUGGAUAUUAUUAUUUAGUAUCUUCGCGUCAUUGGUCACAGGAAUGCAGAUCCACCUUGCGGACACUGGCCAGCCUCUAGACCCACAUCUCGAAGCUGUGGCUUUUCCCAUCCAUAAACCGAGGGAGUAUCAGGUUCUGAGGUGGUCCAGCAGGGAGCGCCGCUCCCUUCGCAACCUCAACAACUCCUCAGUGACCCUUCGUCUUCCCUUCAAAGACUCUCGCCUCGACCUGAUCCUUGAUAAGGUCAAUCUGGCUGCACCUGACCUUGAGUUAAGUUUCCAUGACCUCCCCAAUAAGAAGCUUAGUAGUGUUCAGCUUGACUGUUUCUACGCCGGCGGCAACAGCACCACCUGGGCAGUAAUAUCCACCUGUAGUCACCUGAUGGGUGUGGUAGCGAGAGCUGGAGAGAAUUAUCAAGUGGAAGAGGUGGAUCAGCCAGGACAGCGUCACCGCCGGGGUGUAAGAGAUACCCUCGUAGUGUUGUAUCCUCUCAGGUCUCCUCUCCCUCAAGAUACAGCUCAGCCUCCAUUUCCGCCAGACUUCGAUGAUGAGUUCGAUGUAAACACUCCUGAAACACAGUUAGACAGGACUUCGAGUGCCCUCGGUGAUCUGACGACUUCCAGCGACACCUCUGAGACACCUGGUGGGCGAGGAGGCCGUGUACGUCGUCGGACACGGAAAGACUCAUCAUACACGGUGGAGUUGGCAGUGUUUGUGGACCGUCCACUCUACUCCUACGUGAGGAAGCGCUACCCUAACCACAACACGGAUGACAAAGUAGUUGAGAUUGUCAUGACCUUAAUUAAUGCUGUACACAGGCUGUACUCUGAUUCCUCGCUGGGAGACGUGAAGAUAGGACUCUUGGUGAAGAGAGUAGAAGUGCUGGCCAAAGGGGAACCACACAGUGCCAAGGGAGACAUCUUCAAGUACCUCAAAAAUUUCUGUAAAUGGCAAUCCAACAUUAACCCACAGAACACGCCCCGGAGCUGGGAUCACGCCCUCCUGCUGUCUGGUGAUGACCUCUGGAACGCUGUGCCCUCUAAGAACACGACUGUGGGUCUGGCCUACGUCGGGGGCAUGUGCUCUCGUUCUUACUCAUGCACCGUCAAUGAAGCCACUUCUCUCACCGCCGCGUACAUCAUUGCUCACGAGAUGGGUCACAAUCUGAAUAUGAGGCACGAUGGCAGUGGGUCAGCUAGCCACUGCAGGAGGAACGAGUUCAUCAUGUCCCCCGUCAUGUCGUCAGGAGCCACCACCUGGUCUAGCUGCUCCAGGGACUCUCUGCAAGCCUUCCUUCUCAGCCGUGGUCACUGCCUGGACUCCUCCAGCACACACAUGGUCAGUGUGGAUGGCAAGAACCACGAGGGUAAGGCCCCUGGCAGGAGGUUCAACGCUGACGAGCAGUGCCACUACAUGUAUGGCAACGGCUGGAGACACUUCUACAGCUCACAGGAACCAUUCAAUAAUGUGUGUCGAGAAAUCUGGUGUCGCAAGGGACGCUACCUGAAGACGCCCUCAGCUGCCGCUCUGGAAGGAACGUCCUGUGGCGCUGCUAAGAUGUGCAAGAGAGGAAGGUGCGCAAGGGAAAGAGACACUAUGGAACGCAGAAUAAAAAUAAAAAAUGCAACAAAGAUACGUAGAAAACCCAAGGGAAAGAAACAAAAAACAUAUGCUGGAAAACAAUCCAAGAUGACAAAGGCCAUGAAACAUGUGAAAAAAACUCACUCCAAACGGAAAAAUAACGUAGCACGACAGCUGGACACGCGCAAGAGAAACGGGAAACUGAAGAACAGAAGGAAAAGUGUAGCAAUGAAAGGGAAGAGAAACAAAGGAGUGAACAAUUCACUGGUUGUCAAACAAGAAGAAACAUUUAUUCAAAAAAAGAAGAAAGUAAGCUGGAAGAAACCCAAGAAGUUCCGGCGUAUAGAGACACCGACACACAUUGUAAUAAAGGAGAGAAUGAAAUACGUUGCGGGGAAAGGAUGGAAGGUAAAGAUAAUAAGAAUCAGGAAGACUCGAAGAAUGAUAGAGGAAUCGAAGAAUAGGAAAAUGCUUGCGAAAUUAGCGUGCGUCAAGAAGUCCAACUGCAAGAAGCCUCGCACCAGAAGCAAAACGAAGAAAUUCAAGAAGAAAUGGGCUACGAAUGCGGAAAUGAAGAGUGUAGCCGCUAAAAAGAGACUGAGAGCCACUAAGAACAAUAGACCUACAAUGUCAGUGAUAUUAGAGAGCUGUCGGCCACAGAAAAUCAAACACGUACCAGGGAAGGGUUGGUGGGUUAAAAUACGCACUGGUUGUAUAAGAGCGACUCUCAAUAAAACUCUCGCUUGAUAAAUAUCUCCACUUUUUUUUUAUAGAAAAUUCUUUCAAAAAAAAAGCCUUUCCUUGAGGGGUGUCUAAAAGACUUAUUUGAAAACGAGCCCCAAGACUCUUUCAAUAAAAUUAUCUCAAAGACUCUUGAAAGAUUUUGAUAUUUACAGAUAAUGAGUCGAUAAUGUGAUAUCUUUAGUGAUCGCCUCCUUACAAUAGAAUUGCUAAGACACAAUUUUUGGUAUGCCAAUAUUUGGCUAUAAUUGUUAGUUAUUUUAGACAAGGCUGCAUGCAAUGAUAUUGACGUUGCAUGCAUUGUUUACCUUCUGGCCAAAGUUGGCAAUAAGAAGCAGAUUGCUCAGGGAGAAGAUUGUA